UGAAGCUUUCAUCCUGUGGGCUCAGUCUGAUGGCUCCCACUGAAAUGUCUAAACAUUAAGGGAAAAUAACAUUUUCGUUUUUUAAAAAACUUAUUCCUGCAUGUCAGGGAAAAAGCUUUUUGUUUUGGACUUAUUAACAAAAUGUGAGCACUGAUGGGACAACAAACCUGCAGAAGUUUAAGUCGGCAGUGCGACCUGAGGAGCGGCGCGUUGUCAGAGGCUGCGGGGAAAGUUGUGCGUUUCUCUUUCUGAAGCUUUUUUCACUAAAAUAAAUAAUGUCAUCCCUGCAGGGAGUUUAUGCUGCGGCUCUUUUUCGCUGCAUGAUGACAGCUGCUGCACUGAUAGACUCCGAUGACGUCAUAACGCGAGACGAGCAGAUCUUUGUUCUGAUUGGUGCACACGCCCGGUGUGAGAGGAGCAUCCGUGCACAAAUGGCCUUCAUCAAAGACGGGGACUGUUCUCCAGAGUGGGAUGGGAUUAUCUGCUGGCCCCGGAGCCGAGCGGGCCAGCUGGUCUCGGUGCAGUGCCCAGCCUACAUCUAUGACUUCAACCACAGAGGGCGAGCUUACCGCCAGUGCGACGUGUCAGGGAACUGGGAGCUGGUGCCCAGUAACAACCGCACCUGGGCAAACUACACGGAGUGCACCCGAUACCUGACCUCCAACCACAGAAACCUGGAGGAGAAGGUGUUUCAGCGCCUGCAUCUCAUGUACACCAUCGGCUACUCCAUUUCUCUGGCAUCUUUGUUGGUGGCCAUAUCCAUCCUUUGCUAUUUCAAGCGCCUCCACUGCACACGCAACUACAUUCACAUCCACCUCUUCACCUCCUUCAUCUGUCGAGCUGUUAGCAUCUUUGUGAAGGACGCCGUGCUCUACUCCAUAUCUGCUGCCAGCAGAGCGGAGUCCGAUUUCACCACUGUGAAGCAGCCCAUGGCUGGGUGUAAAGCUGCGGUUACGCUCUUCCUGUACUUCCUGGCAACCAAUCACUACUGGAUUCUGGUGGAGGGCUUGUACCUCCACAGCCUCAUCUUCAUGGCGUUCCUGUCUGACAAGAACUACUUAUGGGCUCUGACCAUCAUGGGCUGGGGUGUUCCGGCUGUGUUUGUGUCCAUUUGGGUCAGCGCUCGAGCUUCGCUGGCAGAUACUCAAUGUUGGGACAUCAGCGCCGGAAACCUGAAGUGGAUCUACCAAGUUCCCAUCCUGGCAGCCAUUGUUGUGAAUUUCCUCCUUUUCCUAAACAUAAUCCGUGUUCUGGCCUCUAAACUGUGGAAAACCAACACCGGAAAACUGGAUCCUCGACAGCAGUACAGGAAGCUCCUGAAGUCCACCUUGGUCCUGAUGCCUCUGUUCGGAGUCCACUAUAUAGUUUUUAUGGCCCUGCCCUACACUGAGGUGACUGGGCUGCUGUGGCAGGUGCAGAUGCAUUAUGAGAUGUUCUUCAACUCUUCUCAGGGCUUUUUUGUGGCGUUCAUCUACUGCUUCUGCAAUGGCGAGGUGCAGGCAGAGGUGAAAAAGGCCUGGUUAAGACGCAGCUUGGUGCUGGAUCUCAAGCAGAAAGCCAGGAUGACGAGCAGCGGCGGCGGGAGCUGCUACUACGGCGGCAUGAUGUCCCACGCCACCACCCACAGCGUCUGCAUGUCCGCCGUCCAUCCCAGGGCUUUCUCCUUCACAGCGGGGUCAGGAGGGGCCGCCGGGGGGUCAGGGGUCAGGCCGCCCCGUCACUCUGCCCCGUCGUCGCUCCACCACAACCACAGCGGCGUGUGUGUUUUCGUUCCCAGCGCCGCUGAGGCCUCAGGCUCCCAGCAGGACGCGGCGGCGUGGAGACCGGGGAGGGCCGAGUCCAGAGCCCAAGAGAACGACAGCAGCAGCGCAGCAGCACAUCCAGGCUGCUCCGUACCUGUGAAAGAGCUGGAGACCAUUUUAUAAUCACAGUGGUUUUGAAACCGGGUCGACCUUUCUGCGUCGUCGUCAUGGUUACAGGGAGGGAUUCGCCAUUUUCACUGUCUUAGAAAUUGAUGGUUUCUCAUUCUGACAAGAAAAAAGCAGAACACAACCCCGUUAUGGACGGCCCACUCCAAUGACUAACGUAUAAACUAAAGUAUAAAGACACGUUGCAGCGGAAGAUCCCGGCGCCGUCGUUCUGCUGGAGGCCAAAAAGCUGCCGGUUGACCUCCACCAGCAUUUGUCUUCAGCUGCUAAACCGUCAGUAUAACACGCUACAUCUCAAGAAGGGAGAAGUUCACUUAUCCUUGUUUGACUUUGACAACCUCAAUAUAUAGAUGUGAUGUAUUUUUACUAAAUAAAAAGCCAAAACGGCCCACACGCCGACUCCAACGGGUCACUGGUAGAGCAGGCACUGCUAGCCUAGCCCCGCUGGGUUAGCUUAGCUAAUAGCGGCGAUGGCUAAUCUACCACAGCGAUCACUUAUUAAUGAUUACAAAGCUGCAAAACAUGAUACUGUAACGGACUCGAUGUUCUGAUCUUUGAAAUCCUGAAAAUUGUCAGUUGCUGUGGCAACGUAGGGUCGCCGACACACAGAGUGAGAAAAAAGAACAAUAGUUGUAGUUUUGAGUUCUUCUUCGGUGGUUUUUUUCUGCGUUAUUUUCCCCUUUUCUGCGGCGCGAUUACAAAAACCUAUGUCUCAAGGUUUUUGUUGUUGGCGGGAUUGUUCUGCCGCGGCAGCGCGCAUACGGAUGACGUGCAAAAGAAUCGCCUGUUUUGCCCCACAGCGUUGUGCGCAUGCGCGAAUUUUCCAGGUCCAAACAAUAACUUGCCUACAGCAAAACUAAAGCCAGUUCCUGAGACUUUAGAAUCGUACGUUCACUUAAAUAUUGACAUUUCAGGAUGGAUAUAUAUUAUAAUGGUGAUGAUAACAAAAUGCACUUAAAUAAAUCUAGAAAUGAAUUUACAUGAAACAUAAAGGGGUACAAACAAUUUAACAAAUCCUCAGAAAUAAGAAGGAGGGGCUCCUGAUGGUUUGUGAAGGGUUUCCAGUGAGGUACAGGAACAAAAGACAACCAAAUAGAAGGAAAACCCAUUUACACCUUCCAAAAAUAUUCAUACCUUUUGGACCAGCUCUCACUUUCCUCCUGAAUCCAUGGAUUCAUCUCCAGCACUAAAUUAAAGAAUAGGGUGUGAAUACUUUUGUAAGGCUGUGUGUUUUGUUAACAAUGUGAAGUAUGUGUUUCACUGCACUGCAAAAACGCAACAUUUCACAAAGUAAUUUUGGUCUAGUUUCUACUGCAAAUACCUUAGUGCACCUCAUAUAAAGUUAUAAAUAACUUUUCAGCAAGAUGUAGGAGCUUCUUUUAAGUCAAUAAUUCCUAGAUAUGAAUUGAAAAGUUUUAUUUGUUCUGGAAAAUUAUUUCACUAAUAUGAAAAAAUGUUUUGUUAUCAGUGAAAUUAGCACUUUUACUUAUCAAUCAGUUUUCUCUUAUUUCUAGUGUUCUAAGAUAUUUGCACUUAUAGACCAAAAAUACUUGAUAAGUUUUGUGUUUUUUGUAGGUAAAUGGUGACAGACAAACAUGUUCACCAUUAUUUUUAUUUAAUCUGGUUCUGAUUUAUGGUGCCUGGUAUUUAAUUUCUCUCACCGUAUGAGUUGUGAUAUUGCUUUUUGUUCAUUCAUGUGAGAGUAAUCUGAGCAGGUUCAUGUGCAGACAGUGGAAAGAUGUGAUGCUGGGGAGGAUUUGGUGAAGCCUUGGACACUCUGUGUGUAUAAACAGUGCAAUAUUUUCCAGUGUGAUCCUUCUCCCUGCUCUCAUCUGCCUGUGUUUGGUUUUCCAAGCGCCUGUGGAGGAUCCUCAGUCCAAAUCGUACUUCCGACGAUGCCCCGUUUUCCAAAAGCAGACCUCCACAUGGUAUUUAUUACAAGGGCAUCAUACAGUAACUCCAGCUCCUACUUUAACAACCCAUCCAUCAACUUCUCAGGAUUUUUUUGGAGUCUAGACGGCGUGUCUAGACGAAUCUCCCUCCCUUGUUGUUGCCCAAGCGCUCAGAACGGUCCUAUUUAUCAACCUGUCACGAAUCACAGGGCUGAUGCACUUUUUACCCUUGAUUCCUUCCUCCGGUGUGACCUCUGCCCCGAGUUCCCUCACAACACCGUCCAGAAUUUCACACGUUCCCUUCAGGCCGCGGUUCGGAGCAACAGACACCGGAGUUAUUUUGGAGAGCUGGAGCCUGAGUGAGAAGCCUGCAGGGCGAGCCGCCAGGAUUCACCAGGUAAACAGACAAAAGGACUGCAUCUGUAAAUAUUUUAUGAUGUUUGCUGUGUGUUGUAGGAACAAAACAGGAGUAACUUUCAGCAAAAAAAAAAAAAAAAAAAUUUAGAUUGACUUUGGAGAUUUUAUAGAAAAACUUGGAAAUUUCUGAGUUUGAAAAGUAAUAAAAGAAAUAGAAGAAACUCAGAAAUAUUGAGAUCAAAAAAGAAAAAAUCCUUGGAAAUUUGAGCUUAAAAUUUGCUAGAAGAAAAUUUUAUCUCCAAAGUUUCGUAAGUCAAAAACCUGCUAGAAAAAAGUCAGAAAUUAAUCUCAACAUUUUCUAGAAAAGACACUGAAUAUUUCUAAUUUUGAAAAGUCUCAAAUGUUCUAGAAGAAACGCUGACAUUUGUAUAUUAAUUAAAAUCCAGGAAAUACAGCACAAGAAAUCCUUUUUUUUCAGAAAUCUCAUAAAUUUUGAGAUUUAUAUACAAAAUUUUGCAUAAAAAUUGAAAUAUCUGAUUUUCAAAAGUUUUAAAUUUACGUGAAAAAAAUACAUUUUUAGAUUAAUUUCUAAAACUUGGAAAUUUGAGCUUGAAAACUUGACAAAAUUUAUAUUUUUGAAAUUCAUCUCUGACAUUUUGUAGAAAAAAAACUCAAAAAUUUGUGGGUUUCAAAACUCAAACAUUUUGAAUGUUUGAAAUGUCCAAGUUUUGUCUAGAAGGUCUUUCGAAAUGUCAAAAAUGUCCAUGUUCUUUCCAGGAGAUGUUUGAGGUUAAUUUAAGUUUUUCUUGAAAAUGUUUGAGAACUUCAGACAUUUUAUUACUAAAAAAAAAAUUCUAAUAUUAAUCUCAAGAUUUCUGAUGUUUUUCUUAAAGAACAUUUUAGCCUUCUCAAACUCAAAAAUUUCCUUUUCUUUACAAAUAAGAAUUCUGCGCUAAAUCUCGUAAGUGUAGCAGAAAUUUACUCCUUUUUUUAAAAAAAAUCUAUACUGGCCCUAAAAAGUUUGAUGUGUUAACUGUACUAAGAAAAAAAGAAAGUUCUGAUUAUUUAAUAAAUGUGUUUGGAGUAAAGUGUGAUAUAUCUGAUAAAUUGUGCAGACUUGAUUGAAAGUCUAACUUCAGUGUUUAACUUUGAAAAAGUGAAGAAAAUGAAUUGGCCUCCCAAGGGAGAUCAUGCGCCCUCUGUCGUGACAAAAGAGUACUGCAACACCCAGCUAAUCUUUGUUCAUUUAAAAGCUGAAAGAAAAGAAAAACCUUUUCAACAUUUGAAGUAAAAUGAAAAGGUAUUUAUCUUAGUUAUCUUAGUUGCUAACGUUACUGAUUAUCAUUAAUAUUAAAUAAUCCCUGGUAUAUCAACUGGAAUAAUCCAUUCCAAGUCAAAUCUGAAGAAAAAAACUGAUGUUUCGUUUUCCUCCGACUCAGAAAACGUUCAUCUGGGUUCAAACAAGCUGCAGUAAAAAUGUAUUCUAGAAAAUAUUAGAUGAAUAAACACACUUUUCAUAUUUUCAUUAAAAAAAAA
Molecule: messenger RNA, 5713 nt
Organism: Poeciliopsis prolifica (blackstripe livebearer)
Lineage: Eukaryota; Metazoa; Chordata; Actinopteri; Cyprinodontiformes; Poeciliidae
Gene: pth3r
Product: parathyroid hormone 3 receptor
Exons: 13
Coding region: 276-1925 (549 amino acids)
Biological process (GO): adenylate cyclase-modulating G protein-coupled receptor signaling pathway; cell surface receptor signaling pathway
Cellular component (GO): plasma membrane
Molecular function (GO): peptide hormone binding; G protein-coupled peptide receptor activity; parathyroid hormone receptor activity
Source: RefSeq, a predicted model, not a curated record